Molecule: messenger RNA, 5297 nt
Organism: Drosophila mojavensis
Lineage: Eukaryota; Metazoa; Arthropoda; Insecta; Diptera; Drosophilidae
Gene: Slob
Product: slowpoke-binding protein
Exons: 11
Coding region: 72-4292 (1406 amino acids)
Source: RefSeq, a predicted model, not a curated record
ACCCUAUUUUGGUGUGCCUUGGGAGGUUUGAUAUUAGGUGGAAUCGUUGUCAUUUCAUACUGGAUAAGACGAUGCAGGACACUUGCAGUGAAACCGUCGCGCCGCCAGCGCUCCAAAGCCAGGAGCAGGAGCUCAUCAUCAGCUGCCACCGGCAACAGCAGCAGCACCGCCAGCAGCUACAGCAACUACAGCAGCAGCAACAGCAGCAGCACUACCAGCACCCGAAGCCCGUACAGCCCGCAGUACAGAAAGUCAUCACCCGAUCACAAUCAUCGACGUCGUCGUCGACGCAUGCUGCAGUGCAUCAACUGAAGCAGCAGCAGUCCCUGCCCAAUCCACUGCCCCAAUUGCAGCCAAACGGCGAGCAGCACCAGCACUCGCAUCCGCACCUCCACCACAACCACAACCACCAAACGCACGCCUCCAAGUCCGUCUCCAUACUCGUCUACAAGACGCUGAACACGGUCUUCAAGAGCAGCCGCAAGAUCAUCGUGCGCGUCUGUGAAGUAGCCAGCGCCAAGAAGUCCUUCACCAUGUUCAAAUUCAACAAAGCUGCGCAGCAGCAGCGGCUCGACAACCGCGCCAGCGCCGUAACGGGACACGAUCCGUUCGUCAGGCCGCCGGUGCCGGAAAAGAAAGUAAAACACAUUAUGAAGAAGCUGCACAAGGCGAACGGAUUGAAGCGCUCCAAUUCGGCCAUUGAGUUCGAUGUCUCAGCGCUGACAGCUGCCAAUCGACGACAGAUCUACAGUAGCAACCGGUCGGCCAGCUCGGAGCAAGAUAACUCAGAUCAAUCCGAGCACUCGGAGAAAUCGCCACUGGUUAGCGCGAGGUUAGACAAUCUUGCUAGGCUCUUUUUUAGCAAAUCGAUGCCAGCGGAAACCGGAAGUAGAGAUACUAUAGAUUCAGUACUAACAACCAGACCCAACAUCAAGUAUCAGUACUCAGCGCUCGACAGCGGCAAUGGCAUUGUGGAGCGCAGUCCCAGGGAGCGAGCACAAAGGGAGCGAGCACUGAACGCCACGCAGGAGUGGAUACAGAGCGCCAAUGGGCGCUACGAGGUGAUUGCACAUCUGGACGAGAUUGGCUCGCGGCAUGCCAAGAACUGGUUUCUGGUCAAUGACGCAUCGGUGCGCACAGAUCGUUUGCUGACGCUGCUGCCGCUCCCAGCGGACUGCGUGGCCCUCGAGGAUCUGCCGCCCGACGAGUGCGCGCGCGAAAUACUGAUGGAGCUGCUCGGAUCUCUGCACCAUCCGUACAUCUAUCCGGUGCUGGACCUCGGAUUCUUGCGCAACAGCUCGCACAGCUACGCCUGCCUGGUCACGCCCUUCAACUCGCGCGGCAGCCUCAAGGAUCUCAUAUUUAAGGCCCAAUGGAAUGAGCCCUGGGCGCGUAAGUACACGCGCAAGCCGAACGGCCUGCCCGUCAGCCAGGUGCAGCGCCUGGGCCGUCAGAUCCUGGAGGCGCUGCUCUUCCUGAAGGAGCGCGGCUUCCCGCUGCACGGCCACCUGCAUAGCGGCAAUGUCAUUCUACAGAACGGAGCGGCCAGGCUGUCGGGCCUGGAGAACGGUCUACUGGGUCUCAACUCGCGCAACAACGCCGUCAUGUGGUCUCGCUCCGUAACGGAAAUCGAGAAUGUCGACAUCGUGUGCUUUGGCCACCUGCUCUAUGAAAUGUGCACCGGUCAGGAAAUGACCACUCCGAAGCCGUCCAUGCGGGUGCUCGAAAUGGAGCUGCAGCACUAUCCACAAAUCGGCCAGGUUCUGGAAAUAUUAGGUCUUAUCUUUGAGCCGCCCAGCGGCGUUUGCCCCUCCGUCGAGGACCUAGUCCUAUGCGAUCUAUUUCGUAGCAUCGAUUUACGCGAGCUACGUGGUCCGUGUUUCAGUACAAUCAAGCCGAGUCUUAGCCGUUCUACAUUGAAUUUGCUGCAAGCCGUCAAGAAGCGCCAAUGCGCCUCGCUGGGCAGCUCGUUCAGCGCGGCGAGUUCGCCCUGUACCCCGCCUUCGACGCCGCAUGAUCGACGCACUGGCAUCAGCCGAACAAUGGACUCAUUUGACAUAUCAAGCGAGGAGGAGGAGGCGCUGCUCGAGGAGAUUGUCGUAGGCAACGGCAGCAGCUGUCACAUGAGGAGCCUGCAGCGGCUGCAGCACUGGCACUCCGCCUCCGCCUCCACCUCGGCGUCGUCCUCGUUUACGCGCACGCAGCACAGGCAGCAAUACGAGCCGACAGAGUCGCCCAUCCACUACUGCGACCAUGCGGCGCUCUACUCGGAUGACAAUGCCCAGGAGCAGCCCCCGGCAACGACGCAGCCGACGAUACGCUGCAGCAGCAGCAGUCAAAGCAAUCUGGCAAUCGAGACUGAGCAGUACGACGACGAGGCAGGAGGCGAGGGGGAGGGCGAGGAGGAUGCUGAUGCAGUAGCCAGUGGCUCGGGCGCCGGUGGCCAGCAGCGUUUGCAUACCUCCUUCAAUCACCAGCUAACAGCAGACAUGUGCAACUACAAGAACUCCAAGAGUCGCCGCCUGGAGUACUCGCUCAAGUGUCUGAAGUACGGGCGCAGCAAUCCCUCGCAGGACUCGGCGUUCGGUUCGCUGACCGACAACGACCUGUCCAUUGGCUCGUCGAGCAUUCGCCUCAAUAGUUUCCAGUCCAUCUCGUCCCCGAUUGACGAAGGCGUUGAAGACGUCAUUAUAGCCACCACAACGGGCACCAACGAGACCUGCUUGGAACUGGCCACCAUACCGCGCAGCAUGGUCUCGCAGGACUCGGCCAUCUCGUCGCCUUGCCGCGAGAGCUCGCCCAGCAACUUCUUGCACAUCGACGACGCCAUGUCCGGCACGGGCUCCACUUCAUCUGGCUCGGGCUGCGCCUCCCUGGGCCACAUUCGACCACAGCACUUCCCCGUCUCGCUGUCCCCAAAGAUUCUCGUCACGGCCACCAGCAACUCCAGCAGCUCCUCCUUAGCCUCCACUGCACAGACUCAACAGCAGCAGCAGCAGCAGCAAUUUGAUCCGCCCAAGAUUCUCGUUAACGAUCAGAAUUCUAUCUACACCACAUCGCCUUCAAAGCGCUCCAGCAUGAUUGAGGUCUUCUCGCAGAAGUACCGGGUCAGCUCCUUCGAGGACAUGUCGCCCAAGCGCUCCAGCUCAGAUAAGCAACACUUGAAACAUGUCAAUCGCUUGGCCUUCCGCUCACUGGAAGAGGAGCGACGCAUUGAUAAUGCCUUCAUGCCCAUGUCGGAUCGCACCCAUUCGGACAAUCGCGUCAACAUGCAGAGUGAGAAGUACAAGAAGCUGACGCACGCCUCCUUCCGCAUCAGCAAGACCUCGUCCAGCCAAGACCAAUCGUCGCCCACCAAUCACCCAGGCUCCUGCAACAUGGAGCUGCAGCGCACCGGCAGCUCCUCGGGCAGCCAGCGCCAGACCCUGUGGAGGGACAGCAAAUUCUAUCGCAAGAAUCGCAUUGCCAAGAGCAACGAUUCGCUGCUGGAGCACUCGCCCAGUCACUCGUCGGCCCAUCUCUCGCCCGGCUCGCAGGGCAGUCGCCGGUCGCUGAGUGUCACGACUAGCUUCUGUGGCCAGGCGGGCCAGGGCACGCGACGGUACUGCAGCUCCAAGAGCGAGGAUCUGGGCGAAUCCUCUGACUACUUGCGCGUCAUGGACGCACGCAAAUCGUACUCGGAGCGGCAUCUGGUGCGGCUCAAGCAGACAGCCAUCAACAACACGCACAGCGGCAGCGAGGACGAAAUGAGCUUCAACGAUGACAAUAAUGUCUCCUCAUCCGCAGCUGGAGUCAACAACAGCAGCAGCGGCAACGCCCAUGGACACCAACACCAACACCAGCAGCAGUUGCGCUGGAGCAGCUGCUCCAUUAAUCACCUGAAGACGACCAAUAUUAAGACCACAUCCCUGGCCACGCUCACCUGCCAAACGAAUUUAAGCCCCCAAUUUGCCCCAACUGCCAACAAGACGGCCAACUAUCGCACCCCAUCCAAGUCCCUCGAUCAGGCACUCGACGUCGACGGCAACAGCAUUGGCAACAGCAACACCAACACCAACAGCAGCAACAGCAACAGCAGCAGCAGCAACAACAGCAGCAAGGACAACAGCUCCGUGGACGAGUCACCAUCGAGGCAAACUCUAAGCGGAGCGGAGCUCUCCCGCAUCUUUGUCAUGGAGAUGGACGAUGCACCGGGCAGCAGCUGCAGCGAGGAGAAGACUCCCUUACUGGACAGCGUCGAAAUGUCGCCGAUUAGUCCAACCGAGCCGCAAUCUGACCUGAAGAAGCUGUAAGCCGUAGCCACAGGCGCACACGCGUUGAGCGGCCCAAAUGCAAAGCAUGUGAUAAAUGAUCGAAUGGGUAUAUAUGUAUGUACAUAUGUAUAUGUAUAUAUAUAUAUGUAUGUGUGUAUGUCCUUACCAAUGAAACCGGAGGGGAACCAUCAAGCUGUUAAGCCGUGGGCUUCGAAUGUUUGGACGCAAGUUCGAGCUGCUGCAAAACACAAUUCACGUAUUGACAAAUCACCAUUUUGCUAGUUUAUAGUGGAAUGACACCUGCUGCUUUUGCCUCUGGCAUACACUGCAGUGGCAAUUGGAAUCGUUUCGUCUGUUACCAGCGCAAUGUCGCUUGCAGUUAAUAUUGCAUUUUACAACACUAAUGCAGCAUACUGAGUGCUCUCAUUUCGCUUUGUUUUUCGCAUGCUUUCCACAGCAUUCGUGAAGUAUAUUGGUGUCAUAUGAUGUCAUUCCACAGCCGUUCGUUUCGCUUUCUUCUUCGCCUACAAGCCUUUGCCAUCAGCAUUAUGUGGUGUCAUUCCACCACAAAGCCGUAUGCCAUUCAAAUUAUCGGCCAAGCUAUGAUCGAGGGCUGCUUUCGCCUUUGCCCACCCACAUCCACACUUAAAGCUUUCUUCUGGUAACAAUAAUAUUUUCUUUAUAUGUAUUGUAUUUUACGCUUAUAAAGGGCGCUUUUACUGCAAAUAAGUCUUUACAAAUGCUUUUCAACUCUCUAGACUGCUAAGCAAAAAUUAUAUAUACUAGAAAACAAAAAAAACACAAGGAAAAGGAAUACAAUAUAUAUGUAUUUGAGCAUCAAUUACACCUUUUUUAGCGUAUGAACUUAUACACACUUUAUUUGUAGCCAACUACACAGCUAAGACUUAAGCUUCGCAGCAAGUAUUGAAAAUAUUUUACUGUAGCUUAAAACCGUUUUAAGGCCCAUGACAAAUGGGAUACAAAAAUAACAAAAUAGUGUGUUAAAAAUAAACCAAAUGGAUCACGUUUUAAAUAUAUUAUUAU